AUGUCCUGCUACAGCCCCUGCCGGCCCUGCCAGCCCUGCGGCCCGACCCCGCUGGCCAACAGCUGCAAUGAGCCCUGUGUCAGGCAGUGCCAGGACUCCACCGUCGUCAUCCAGCCCUCCCCCGUGGUGGUGACCCUGCCCGGACCCAUCCUCAGCUCCUUCCCACAGAACACCGCCGUGGGAUCCUCCACCUCCGCUGCCGUUGGCAGCAUCCUCAGCUCUGAGGGAGUGCCCAUCAGCUCCGGGGGCUUUGGCCUCUCUGGCUUGGGCAGCCGCUUCUGCGGCACCAGGUGCCUCCCCUGCUAAAGCUGAUGGAGAUGGUCCUGGGGAAGGUCCCCAGGGACCCACAAGAUGGUGGUACCGGACUGGGGACAGAGCAUUGUGCUGUUGCUUUCAGAGGCCCUGAGCAACCCCAGCACCCCUUGCAGAGGGACGGGUCCAGCCUGGGCUCUCAGAAAGCACGGCCCAUGCCUGCCUUUCCCCUCUUCCACUCUCUCCUUUCCCUCCCGUGUCCUUGCUCUCUUGUGCUGCCCUGGGCUGUGAACCCCACAACGCCAGCCUGGGGAGGACCUGCUGGC
Calidris pugnax (ruff) is the source of this 578-nucleotide messenger RNA. RefSeq names its product feather keratin 1-like. Lineage: Eukaryota; Metazoa; Chordata; Aves; Charadriiformes; Scolopacidae. Bases 1 to 306 code for a protein of 101 amino acids. Gene Ontology annotation, molecular function: structural constituent of cytoskeleton. The record is from RefSeq and is a predicted model, not a curated record. The transcript has a single exon. Gene Ontology annotation, cellular component: intermediate filament.